Molecule: messenger RNA, 4402 nt
Organism: Gadus macrocephalus (Pacific cod)
Lineage: Eukaryota; Metazoa; Chordata; Actinopteri; Gadiformes; Gadidae
Gene: ptger3
Product: prostaglandin E receptor 3 (subtype EP3)
Exons: 2
Coding region: 1386-2654 (422 amino acids)
Biological process (GO): inflammatory response; positive regulation of cytosolic calcium ion concentration; phospholipase C-activating G protein-coupled receptor signaling pathway
Cellular component (GO): plasma membrane
Molecular function (GO): prostaglandin E receptor activity
Source: RefSeq, a predicted model, not a curated record
AAAACAAGACAUACUGUGAAGAGGUUGUAUCCAUUUUAAAAGUCAUUUUAUUUUAUUUUAUUGGAUUCGCCUGCAAAACCUAAUCAAUUUAGGUUUAGUUUUUUUUUCCGUUCAAAGAAAAACAAAUGGAUUUUAAUUUGGCAAGAAAUAGGCUAUUUUCAAGGUAGUACUUGAGGUUUGGGUCGGUUUUGCUGCGUUUUGUGUUCAAGGUAAGUAUUUUUCUUUUACUUUGGAUUAUUGUUUGGAUUUUUUGUCUGCUCUGUCAUUAAUUGCACACAUUCUCUCAAGCAUAACGUUUGAAAUCUUAUAGCGGAUCCUGACAACAAAAAAAACCCCAUCAAAUAUCAAAUGGUUGGUUAAAACCUUGGCCCUCCGUCACAGAAAAGACACGUUAAGAAAAUCGAAUUAUUUCCCAUGAUGACGCAGCAUUGAUAGAAUGUGCUUUUGGGUGUUUUUCUUCUGUUAAAAAAAAAAAGGGUAAUAUGUAAAACAACAUGUAAAUAAAAUGCCUUGAUUUAACUGGUGGUCUUGUGUUUCAUCAUCCUUAAUGGAUUCAAAUUUAGUGGAGCAUGAUGGCUGUAUCAUUUUCUCAUGUCAUUCUUUGUGCUUAAUUGCAUUAUGGGAUUAACCGGCACGAGGUCAAACCUCUCCUCAUCCCCCCAUUUCGGCAAGAGUGCGUUUUGUUCGUCCUUGCAGCUCUGUGCGCCAUAGGUCUCCGUAGGAUAGCCUACAGCUAUGUCUUGGCUUUGUAACAUACUAAAAUAUUUCCUAUUUACGUGCCUAGUGCUGUUCUCGUUCCACUCGAAGGGUGGCGCUUGUAUUUAAAACGUAAGAUCAAGGAUUCAAUUAACAGCCUGGGACGUUUCGACCGACCUGCUGAACAUCGAUAUAAUUGCAUGUCCUUUUUGGAUUGUGAUAAACGUGUGUUUCAGCUCAGAGAAAGGGUCUAAAUUGUGUAACAUCGGAAAUGUAAUGAUUAAUCCGUUAUCACAAAAUAACCAGAUGAUUAAUAGGUGUCUGGAUCUUUUUAACAGGUGAUCAAUGAGCUAUAUAUUGGCCCAUUGAUCAUGUCUCAUUUAUUUAUUUAUUACAAAAUGUUAUUAGGCGUGAGGACGAAGUCACGCCAAAAGUUUGUUUCAAACACCUGAUAAAUCAGACAAAUUAUGAUCAUCUAUUUAAUCAGUUUAAACAACUGAUGACGGGCGUCUGGAUUUGAACCGCCGCAGUAACAGGCAAAAUGUGCCAAGCCGUCCCGCAGGGUAGGGGGGUUGCUGGCGCGCGGCGCGGUCGGUCCCGCCUCUCCUGCUUAAAGAGUCCGGUACGCCUCCGCGCUCCUCAGUUUGCCCAAGCAGCAGGAGUGGAUUAUAGGAUGCUGGACACGUGCGAUGGAUUCUAGUUUUUUUUAUAUUAUCAACAUUACGGAAAGGAUGACUUCCGACAACUGUGAUUCUCUCGAGGCUCAGCAGAACAUCGGAGAAAUGUUGAAUUCCAACGUCUCCAAACAUUUACGCGAAGGCAAUGGCACCAACAGUGGCUCUUGUAGCUCGGUGUCCGUUGGAUAUCCAAUUACUAUGAUGCUCACGGGCAUGGUGGGCAACUCUCUAGCUCUUAUCCUGGUGUAUUUCUCUUACAAAAAGAAGGAAAAUAUAAGGAAAAGGUCGUUUUUGCUUUGUAUUGGCUCGUUGGCGCUGACCGAUCUCUUUGGGCAGCUUCUGACCAGUCCGAUCGUCAUAUCAGUUUACCAGGCGGGCCUCAAGUGGGAGCGCAUCGACCCGUCUGGCAACUUGUGCGCGUUUUUCGGUGUGUGCAUGACCACUUUCGGUCUCUGUUCUCUUUUUAUGGCCAGCGUCAUGGCCAUUGAGAGGGCCCUGGCGAUCACCAAUCCACACUGGUACUCCAACCACAUGAAGACAAGUGUCACCAAACAGACCCUGGUGAUCAUCUGGUGUCUGGUCUUGAUCUUCGCUCUGCUGCCCAUCGUAGGGGUCGGCAAAUACACUUUGCAGUGGCCAGGGACUUGGUGCUUCAUAAGCACGGGGGACAGGGAUGUUCCCGGGAACAUGUUUUUUUCCAUUACUUUCGCGCUACUAGGGAUCUUCUCUCUGCUUGUGACUUUCUCCUGCAAUGUGGCCACCAUCCGGGGGCUGGUCAUACGCUGCAGAAACAAGUCUGGCACGGCCCAGUCCUCCAAGCAGUGGGAACGACUCACCACGGAGACCGUCAUCCAACUGUUGGGGAUUAUGUGCGUCCUGCUAAUUUGCUGGUCUCCCUUACUGGUGCUAAUGCUGCGGAUGAUCUCCACCCAGACCUCAUCCCAUCACUGCAAGCAAGACCCCUCUUCCUCCUCCUCCUCCUCCUCCUCCUCUUCCUCCUCCUCCUCCGUGUUCUCAUCCACCUCCUCCUUAGCCCCGGGUCGAGACCUGGAUUGCAACUUCUUCCUCAUGGCCAUCCGCCUGGCCUCGCUCAACCAGAUCCUAGACCCCUGGGUGUACCUGCUGCUCAGGGAGAUCCUGCUGCGCAAGUUCUGCAUGGUGGCCAACGCCAUGUCCAACUGCUCCAUCGAGAGACGCAACGAGAACCAGGUGGCCCUGACCGCCCUCCACAAGGAGGUCUCGCCGGAGGCGGACCGCCUCCAGAAGCAGCAGACGGAGUAGACGGCCCACUUCGGUUUAUUGUUUACAUAGAAGCAGACAAGACGGGACGGGAUCCGGGGUUGUGGCGCGGAUCGGAUCGGAUUUCCUGCACAUUGACGGAUUCAUUAGACGGUUCUGAAACGGAUUGUUUCUUUUUUCUGCACGACGGGAGACUGGAUUUGAACUUUGAUUUUGUAGACUGUACACAGGAGGGUGCAUAAGGUGUUUAAGGAGUCAAGAAGCUGUGCGGCAGUACUGUACAUGUUCACCAGCUGAGUCCUCUCAAUGUGCACUCAUAUUUGUUUGCUUGAAAAAACAACAACGCAUAUUCCAUUCCAAAGUCACCUAACCAGCAUGUGGUCACGGCACCUUGCAGACUGGUUGCAAAGUUUCGAUUGUAGUUUGAAAGGAAAUGUUUUUUGGGUGUUUAUCUUUGUUUUGACUGUGUCUUUGGACUGCAGACUCACCAAACAUGGUUGCUUAUGAUAUUGUUGCUGAUGUGGUUGUGCUCAGAAAACCUCUGUGGCCUAUUAGUUUAAAUAAACAUGAUCCAUCAGGAACAAGGAUGGUGAAUCAAUUCCAUGUAAAACUAUAAUCGAAUGGUGCAGUCUUCUCAGAACCUUUUAUAGUGCCUGCUGAACUGUGGCUGCUUCUAACAACGUUAAGCUAUUACUGUACAUUCACAGAGGCUUGACGGAGAAUGUUGAAAAGAGGAUUUCAAUACAAGCUGUAUUGUUUAUUUUUUUAUUUUCUUAUAUACUAUAAGUACUAGCUUUAAAGCGCUUGAUAAAACUAUAUUUAUCGUAUUGCGCAUGUACAGGAUUGUUCCAAUGGUGAAACGCAAGAGACAAUUAUGUUUGAUUAGUAAUGGUCAUUGUAAAUAUUUGUUAAGCAAAAAAUGAUUUAUUUAUAUGUUGGGGUAAUUGCACAUUUUCUUGUUCAUUUGUGGUGAAUGCCGUCUAUAAAUGUUAAAAUAUGUAUCCCGCCGGGUUGAUUGCAAACAAGGCCAUUGAAAUGUGAAUGUCGUACCGUCUAUCCAAUUCCUUUCGAAUUCUGCAAGGCAUGGAGCUUACUUAGUUUUUCUCCAUCUAAGAUUCUCGCAUAUAUUUGAGACAUGCCAACUCUUAAAUGCCAAUACAAGAUGUCAAAGCUUACAAGAGGAUCAGUUUGGAUGCAGAGACAGUGAAGUAGCCCCUCCGAGCCAAACGGUACUGGGGAAGAUCUCGAGAGAGAGACGUCGUUUAGAGGACGCUAACUACUCCUGGGUGACAGUUAAUGAGGACUGAUUGGGUGAACACCCGUGUCUCCUUAAAACAUUUGUACUUCAUCUGUGUAUCAUAAUUGUCAGAUUGCAAAGUUACAUUUUGUACCCAUAGUAAAUCAAUGUUUGUGCCAUUCUACGUUAGAAGACAAAUGUCCUUCGACAUCUUCCUCUGCAGCAGUAGGAUACUGUUUGCAUAGGAUAGCAAGGAAUUCUCUAUGAUCUUCUCACAUUGGCCGAUAGUAUUAUGUGUCGGGUACACCAGACUAAUCAUGUUGGGAUCAUACCAAAAUGUGAGCUUAAAGCUGAUUGGUCAGAAUGCUGUGUGGGAGGUGGCCACCUGAAAGCAGUAUAGGCCUCUCUUGAGAUUUUUGUUGAUGUUAAUGAUUAGUAUUUAUGUCAGGGAUUAAAGUGAAAGAAGAUCUAAUAUGUACAUUUAAGUUAUUGACAAACUGCACCAAUGUCUCAUGGAGACAUUUCCAUGCAACAUGGCUGUUGAAUGGAAAGU